AUGGCCACCUGCCACUUCCCCCUGGCCUUCCUCCCAGGAGCUGACGCCCUGGCCAGCCGCCGGGGCAGGCGGUCCUCGCUGGAUGCCUGGAUGCCCCUGCAGAAGGUGGGGUGCAGUGUGUCUGGGGGCAUUCUCCAGGCAGGGUGUGGCCAACCCCAGGAUUUGGAGGCUGGAGGCCGCAUCGGGGGCCGCAUCGUGGGAGGGCACGAGGCCCAGGCGGGGGCGUGGCCGUGGCAGGUCAGCCUGCGUCUUCACAGCGUGCACGUGUGUGGAGGGACCCUGCUCAGUACCCAGUGGGUGCUCACAGCUGCCCACUGCUUCUCAGGGUCCCUGAAUUCAUCAGACUACCAAGUCCACCUGGGCGAACUGAGGAUCACUCUGUCCUCCAGCUUCUCCACGGUCAGCCGAAUUGUCCUGUACUUGGGCCGCCCAGGACCUCCGGGCACCAGUGGGGACAUAGCCCUGGUGCAGCUGAGCACACCCAUACGCCUCUCACGCUGGGUCCUGCCUGUCUGCCUCCCUCAGGCCUCCGCCAGCUUCCAGCCUGGGACUCGGUGCUGGGUCACUGGCUGGGGCUACACGCAGGAGGGAGAGCCUCUGCAUGCCCCCUACAGCCUGCAGGAGGUACAGGUCUCCAUCGUGGACACAGAGACCUGCAGGCAGGACUACAACAGCACGGGCAGCACCAUCCAGCUGGACAUGCUGUGUGCCCAGGGCCCGGGGGAUGCCUGCCAGGAUGACUCUGGAGGGCCCUUGGUCUGUCAGGUGGAUGGCCGCUGGCUGCAGGCAGGCGUGGUGAGCUGGGGAGAGGGCUGUGGCCGUCCAGACCGGCCUGGUGUGUACACCCUGGUUCCUGCUUACGUGAACUGGAUCCACUUGUACAUCCCGGCAGCGAGGGGCUCUGAACUGGCCCCACUGCCCCUCCUGGCCAGCUUCUUCCUCCCUGGACUCCUCCUUGCCCUGGUCUUCUGUGUCUUGGUGGCCAAGUUCUCCCUGCACAGAGCUCCUGCCCUCCUCCCUUCCUGGCAGGUCAUGGAGGAUUAG
This is a messenger RNA of Echinops telfairi (small Madagascar hedgehog), 1044 nucleotides long. It is a transcript of the gene TPSG1, whose product is annotated as tryptase gamma 1. NCBI's taxonomy places the organism in Eukaryota, Metazoa, Chordata, Mammalia, Afrosoricida, Tenrecidae. Gene Ontology annotation, biological process: proteolysis. The transcript has 6 exons. The coding region runs from base 1 to 1044 and encodes 347 amino acids. Gene Ontology annotation, molecular function: serine-type endopeptidase activity. The record is from RefSeq and is a predicted model, not a curated record.